Messenger RNA from Synchytrium microbalum, 1554 nucleotides. RefSeq lists its product as uncharacterized. Lineage: Eukaryota; Fungi; Chytridiomycota; Chytridiomycetes; Synchytriales; Synchytriaceae. The record is from RefSeq and is a predicted model, not a curated record. The transcript is spliced from 7 exons. Bases 1 to 1554 code for a protein of 517 amino acids.
AUGGCGGACAAGAAUAUAAAAGAGCGACUAUUCACGAUUCCGAUCUGGGCUUUAUUGCUCAGUGAAACAAUUCUGGUCGCUGGAAGUUUAUGUCUCAUUAUUGGUUUACUAUUUACUUUUGCCACCGCGACAUCGUUGACCACCUUCGGAACAAGUUUACGAAACGCAUUGAUUAAUCAGACUAUCGGAAAUGUUACUGCUUCCUUGGUUUUAAUGGAGGACGCGCUGCUCGCUAUGACCGAAAAUCCAUUGAUGAUGGCGUUUGCCAGUUUGGAUCCAAUCGUAGCUACCAACGGCGGUAUCUCAUCAAUCAAUGCCACCACCAGUUCAAUUGCACUAUCCACACUUUCACUCGCCAGCGCUGCUUGUAUGCACAUCUCAGCUUGUGAAGGAGCUGGCAUGGGUCUUGGUGAUAAUAUGAUGAUCGCCUACUCUCAUUCUGGAAAUGCUUUUAGCGUUCAAGACGCCAGUACUGGAUCAGGAACAUCUCAAACGUCUGCAAUUUAUAACUAUGCGGUCAAUCCUGUUACGUAUCAGGCUGCCUUGAAUUCCACAACAUUUUCGCUAUCGCUAGCCUACAAUUUUAAUGCGUCUGUCUGGCUUGCCACUACCGGAUGGACUCCAUCAACUACCUUAACUCCAAUGUGGGGAGGAAAUGCGCGUUCAGUAGUCCCGAAAAGUGGAACGCCGAACUAUUUGAUUUACAUGUCAUACUUCCGAUUGUUUUAUGCAAACAUGGCCAUCGACACGGGAAACCCAGCCCAACACUUUUCAACUCUUUCUUGGAUUGCCUUUUCCAUCACUGCCCUUGAAGAUGCGUUGUCUGAAUUCUCCGUUACGCCGAAUGGCAUGGUGUAUAUUGUAACCCCCACUGGCCUCAUGGUCUCGUCAUCGGUAAAGAAUGUUUCUCAAGUCAACUACGGUCCUACGUCGUAUAACGCAGCCCAGUCUCCCAACACUUACAUUCGGGAAUCGAAUCUAUACCUAAAUUCGCAAUACGGCUCCUUGACGAACAUCCCGGCUGCAGGAUUGUCUCUUUCUUUCUCUUCAACGACUGGCGAAGCUCUUCUUUGUGAUGUGAAAUGGCUCAAUCGAACCAACCUUCAAUGGAUUGUCGUCACCGUUAUUCCUCGAAGUGAUAUUUGGGGUCUUGUCGAUGCCAAUUCUCGCAACAUUGUGAUUUCGACGGUUAUAGUAGGAGUGCUUGGUGGCCUUAUCAGUGUCACUAUGGCAUUCGUACUGACUCGACCUAUUCGCCAACUUCAAAUCCAAAUGUGUAAGGCCCGGGAAUUCGAUUUCAGUGGUUUGAAAACUGGGUACCUUGAUUCAAGAUCUAUUUUCACCGAGAUCAAUUCUAUGCAAUCGACAUUUGUACAAAUGUUGCAAAAGUUCGCCAACGGAAUUAAGCAAAACAAGGACCUCUUGCAAUCUGCUACAGUUCGACCAUCAAUGAUUCGAAGCUCUAAUGGUGCUGGCACUGCUAGUGAGAAUGAAACCGCAGACCGUGCCAUGAGCCGUACCUCCAAGAUAGCUGAAGAGCAAGAGCUCGAAUGA